Molecule: messenger RNA, 1049 nt
Organism: Doryrhamphus excisus (bluestripe pipefish)
Lineage: Eukaryota; Metazoa; Chordata; Actinopteri; Syngnathiformes; Syngnathidae
Gene: timm8b
Product: translocase of inner mitochondrial membrane 8 homolog B (yeast)
Source: RefSeq, a predicted model, not a curated record
AUUGCGUCACGUCCUACACCAUCCGGAAAGUAAACUGAUUUACAAGUCAUGAUGGCCUCCUGCUCUUCGUUCUAAGAUGUACAGUUUAGCAUUUGUAGAUUAGCACUUCUCCACGCGCAGCAGCACGCCCAGGUUCGCGGUGUUACGGAAGGUCAUCAGACUCAGACUCGGUAUCUCAACGGUAGAAAGAAUUCCAGUCUAAAGAUCCGUUUAAGAAACGCAAUGGAUAAUUUUGAUAAUCUCAGUGCGUCGGAGAAGGCGGAAGCGACCGAGCUCCAGCGACUGAUCGCUGUAGAACAACAAAAGGCUCAAUUCCAGGCUCAGGUACACACCUUCACAGAUGUCUGCUGGGACAAGUGCAUGGACAGUCCCGGAUCCAAGUUGGACUACCGGACGGAAAUGUGCAUUGUGAACUGCGUGGAGCGAUUCAUCGACACCACCUUGACCAUCACCAACCGCUUCAGUCAGAUGGUGCAGAAAGGCACUCAUUAAUGAUGGACCACACCAUCUUUUAUUGGACUUUAUUCGGAUAAGAGUGUUGCGUCCCUGCCGUGUGUGUUGGCUGGGGAUGUGAAGACAACGUUACUGUUGUGUGUGUAUUUUCAUGCGGCAGAUUUGUGUAUGGAUUGACAGGUUUAUAACUUGUCAGGAAAGUGGAUGAAAGUAAACAUUUGAAGAGAAAAAAAACCUUGUCAGAGUGUUUAAUAAUUAAUGCAAGGUAUUCUCAAGCCUGGAGUGCCUAACAUUUAGCAAAAAGCAGUUGGAAAGUUUUGACAGCAUGACUUAUUAUGGGGUGUCCAGACUAAAUUAAAGGAUGCAUGAAGACUUUGUACAUUAAAUAUGUUAAAAGCCAUCCAAUGUGGGCCAAUACCUUGAACAUCACAUGUAUGUGAUUUCAUGUUUUCAUGUAUGUUAUACGUAUGUUACAGGACACCUGACAUGCACAGUAAUGCUUUUCCCAAUGUUGCGUGAUUUCCCACUUUUAAUUGUAUCCUAAAGCUACAGAAUGUGCCGUAUCAAUAAAUAAAUACAUAAUAUAACAAACUUAA